Molecule: messenger RNA, 541 nt
Organism: Drosophila subobscura
Lineage: Eukaryota; Metazoa; Arthropoda; Insecta; Diptera; Drosophilidae
Exons: 2
Coding region: 204-518 (104 amino acids)
Source: RefSeq, a predicted model, not a curated record
ACACAUCCCUCGAUGUACGAUCAACAGCAGAAGUCAGAAGCCAGAGACAGGGAAGCCCGCAAGCUCAAGAAGUAGCCACCUAAAUGUCUCGUUCUAGUGUAGAUGGAGCAACAAGAGACGCAAAAUAAAUCCCUAUAAUUACUUUAUGGCAGAUUGGAAAACAUUUGCCAGUGCGCUGUAUUUUAGACGACAAUGGCAGGACAAUGAAAAGGAGUCCAGUGUCCAUUAGAUUCAUCGAGGGACAACGCAAGUCGGUGCAGCUGGUGUGUGGCAGCUAUGCCUAUGCCAAGAACAACAAGCAUGGCGCCACCAUCUACUGGAACUGUCGCAUACGACGCCACGGGCAGGAGCCGUGCAAGGCUCGCCUCUCCACCACGCAGCACCCCAAUGGCCAGUACACAGUGCAUCUGACUCGACCCAAACACAAUCAUCCGCCCAGCAAGCGCAUCAAGCGUUUACUCAACCAGAAAGAAUCUCAAUCGCAGACACUAAGCCUAGAUAAUAAGCAGAAAAUAUAAACGGCAAACAGCAUUCAAUCGUC